AUAUUUUUUCAGAGCUGAUGUGAUUGGUCAAAAGACCAAUUAGUGAAAAAAUAUCAUAAUUGGGCUGCCUGUUUAAAUGCAGCCGAUGUGUCCAGCAAUCCAGCCUCAGCACUUGGCCAAUGUGCUAGUAUCGCAGCAGUAGAUAGCCCAGUAUGAUUGUUAGUGUUUGACAUUGUCAGCUACUAGAGGGUUUUCUUGAAUGAAACAAUAAGUAUAAUCAAAGUGUAUCAGUAGAAUAAACCCAUAAUAAGCUAAAUGAAUAGGUUAGUUAAAACACCAGUGAAUGAAAUGCAGGUAUGUGUGUUUAUAAUCAACUGGUUGUCUGGCUGAUACAAAGGAAUCAUCACCCCUCAAGUAGAGCAGAGCUCUUUUUACAGGGGAGGAUGACAGACUGAACACAGGUAAACAAGAGGCCCUUGUGAUGUGAUGUCCUCCUGGGGACCAGAAACAGGAUCCCAUUGACAGACACACUGACCUGGGGGAUCUGUCUAGCUUGGUCUCUGUCUGUGGACAACCCAAUAAACCUAUCAUCAAGCGUAAUCUAUCCAGCCUAUUCAAAGGUCCCCAAGGUGCAGUGGGCCUCGCUCAAUUAGCCAGGGAGAUGGAAUGAUCUUCGACAAACACGGCCGUACCUUGGGAGAGUAUUCCUGUGUCUUAGCUCUGGACUGAUCUGGGUGGUGGUCUAACUCCAAUGCUGCACCAUGGCCAAGGGCAACAAGAAGUCAAAAGAGCCCAAAGGCCGGAAGAUCACCUUGAAGAUGGCAAAGCUGGCUCUGAAGCUGACCGUGGACGGCAAGCGUCGGCUGGACCUCAGCAACAUGGAGAUCGCCACCUUUCCCAAGUGCAUCCUGAAGCUGUGUGAUGUGGACGAGCUGGACCUGAGCCGCAACCUACUCAAGAAGAUCCCAGACUCCAUUGACAAGUUUGUCAACCUCCGCUGGCUUGAUCUCCACAGCAACCAGCUGGACCACGUUCCGGAAGCUAUCGGGCGCCUCCAGAACCUAUACAGCCUCAACCUGUGUAACAACCUUCUGAGCACCGUAGGACUCCCCAACGAGAUUGGCCUCCUGCAGAAGCUGAGGAGCCUCAACCUGGGCAUGAACCUCCUCGAGCGCAUCCCGUCCUCCAUCGCAGCCCUCAAGGAGCUACGUCACCUGGGCCUGUUCAACAACCACCUGACACGGGUGCCCGAGUGCCUCCGCAACCUGCCCCACCUGGAGAUCGUCAACCUGAAGUGCAACCCCAUCCCCUCUGGGGAUGACAAAGGCAUAGACCCCAUCCAGAGGGUGGAGUGCCUGUACCUGGUGAGGGAGAGCUGCCUGUGUGCCUCCUGCCUCAAGAAGAUCAAAGACGACAGGCAGAGGGUGGACAGCAGGCUAAGCGGAGGCCCUGCUCAUGGGAGGUCCAUCUUCACCGGCCUGACCACGCCCAACUCGGUGGCGCAGGAGGACCAGGCCACCUGGAGGUGAUUGAUGAACCAGGGUUGUGACUAGAUGGAGUACAGCUAUGACCAGAAGUGACUUUUCGUAGCAGGUUAGGAGAGCAUCUUAGCUAACCCUAACCCUUUUCCUGACCUUAACCUAAUUCUCCUAACCUGCUACAUUAUUUAUCCUAAUCUGCUGCGUAAGUUCUCCUAACCUGCUACAAGAAAGUAACUUCCGGUAGCUGUAUUCCACCUAGUCAGAACCAGGAACCAGGUCCUCCAGGAUGUCAUCAAUAGGUCAUCAAAUGGUAAUCAAGGACAGAUUAUUUAGGAUGAGAACAAUCCAGGUGCUCUAUUGCAAUAGCUACUUAUUACAAACAAUGGACAUUAAGCAUAUCAGGAAUUCUGGAAGAAGAAAACAUUAUAGGGGUUGCAGUGACACAUCAGUAACCACAGCCUUUUAUAAACUGCUGGGUCUGUGGUCUGUUCUACUCUACCGCCCUCUAGAGUUUGGACUACUGCAAUGUUCUUCAACAAACUACUGGAAGAAAACCUGCCUUAGCUUCACUAUACAGUAUUCUCAUGUGUGUCCUCUAAAUCCUUUCACAUGUUUCUGUUAAUAA
This is a messenger RNA of Coregonus clupeaformis (lake whitefish), 2046 nucleotides long. Its product is annotated as leucine-rich repeat-containing protein 18. The coding region runs from base 702 to 1469 and encodes 255 amino acids. The record is from RefSeq and is a predicted model, not a curated record. Lineage: Eukaryota; Metazoa; Chordata; Actinopteri; Salmoniformes; Salmonidae. The transcript is spliced from 4 exons. Gene Ontology annotation, molecular function: protein binding.